AUGCCUUUAAAUGCAUCGAAUGUAUCCAACAGAAGUAAGGAUGAUGUGAUCAUCGAGGAUGGGUAUACAGCAUCUUCAUCGUUAUCGUCAUCCUCAUUAUCGUUAUUAAGGGCAGGUGAUAGUAAAAGCUGCAGUAGCUGUUCAAUAGAAGCAGCAACUCCAUGGAAACAAGAUACAUCCUCAUCAUCAACAUCAGAUGACUUCAUAAUUCCUAUUCGGAAUGGUAGGAGCAACUCUCGCCAAUUCAUAAAAACACCAUCCUUUUCAUCCCUUUCAACAAUAAUAGAUUCUUCACUUCCAUCAACGCCUAAAUCAUUGCCUUCAUCACCAUCAUCAUUACAAAAUCAUCAAGAAGGAACAGAACCACCUCUUACUGAUACUCUCCUAGUUAAAUCGAUGAGCGAAUGUAAGAAUGACAUGGAGAGGGGCAUGUUGAACAUGUUGGCUGAUAAGAAGAAUCUUCAGAGAUUGGUCGGAAUUCUCUUCAUCUUUGCCACUCUACAAAGUGUUCAACAAAUGACACUCUAUGAAAAUUUAUUGAAUAUUGCCUUUUUCCUUGUUCAGUGCCUUAAUAAUUAUUUAAGACAAACUAAUAAUGAUACAGCUCUCACCUAUGAGGAAUCAUUCAAACAUUUGGAUAAAAGAGAAAUUAUAAGAACUGUUUUUUCAAUGGUCAUGUACACUUUGAGAAUGAUGUAUCUUCCCAAACACAAGAUGAUUUUCCUUCCAGUGCUUUUUAUUUGGUUUGCAGGAGCUAACAAACUAUAUAUCUACUCUACAUUUUGGGGAUUACUACCCACUUACUAUGCUUCAGUGAUGUAUAUAUCGUUGGCUUGCUAUUUUGGAUUUUAUGAAUUGUUAGAGAAUGGGUACACUGAGACAUUUCUAAAUUUAAUGAUGGAUUACUUUAUUUUGGUGGCUGUGGUGUGGAUGUGGACAUAUUAUCUGGUUAAUGUAACUGGAUUCUUGAAACACAAAGUGGACAAACUGAAGGAAACAAGGAAACGUUUGGAAAGUGCUUUGGAAGCACGAAGUAGAUUCAUUGCACAUGUGAGUCAUGAAUUCCGUUGUCCAAUCAUGUCCAGCAUUGGGUGUUUAGAAUUGUUGAAAGAAACUCCUCUGAAUGAGAAACAAAAUGAUCUCGUAGAUACAAUAGUUUCAUCGAAUAGUGUCAUUCUUCUAUUGAUUGAAGACAUUUUACAAAUUGUUAAAAUUGAACAUGAAAGUAAGGGUGCAAAGAAGGAAGAUACAAAUAUUCAACCUUUCAAUAUUUUCGAAUCAUUGAAAUCGCUGAAAGGAAUAAUUUCUGGUUAUGCUUCGAAUUUUAAGGUUAAGCUUAAUUUGGAAAUUGAUGAAGGAAUUAAGAACUUGACAGUUUUAUCAAAUCCUUCAAAGAUCCAUCAAAUACUUUCUAAUUUGCUGACGAAUGCAGUGAAAGCAUCAAAGAAAGAUGAUGAUGUUUGGCUUAAAUGCAAUAUUUUGGAAAAGAAAGAUGAUGAAACUGUAAAGAUUAGAUUUACUUGUCAAGAUUUUGGAUGUGGAAUUCCUCCUAAUUUGUUGGAAUCUAUAUUUGAACCCUUUGUACAAUUGCAAAAUAAUUCACAAUCAAAAGUACCUAGCUCUGGGCUAGGAUUGACUACAGUAUCUCAUUUAAUCAAGACAUUGAAUGGAACUAUUAACGUUGAAUCACAGGUUGGAAUAGGAAGCUCAUUUACAGUUGACUUGGCUUUUAAAAUUGUUCCAAACGAGGUAAAAUAUAAAGUUCAAGAAAAUGUUGUUGUAGAAGAAAAGAGAUCGAAACUACACUUGAACGUUCACAAGAAUUACUUGAACCUGAUGUCACAUUUAGAAGAAGGUGAAAAGGAAAUGGAAGAAACUCCAAAAUUCAAUUCCAAUGUUUUGAUAGCUGAAGAUAAUCCAAUCAAUAGAAAAGUUAUUGUAAAGAUGAUUAAUAGUAUGGGAAGUGAAACUGAUUUUGUUUGUGAUGGAAAGGAAUUGGUUGAAAAGUUUAAUCCAAGCACUCACAAAGUUGUAUUUACUGAUAUGGUAGGUAGCUCAAAUUUCGUUUUUUAA
Messenger RNA from Naegleria gruberi, 2073 nucleotides. RefSeq lists its product as uncharacterized. The record is from RefSeq and is a predicted model, not a curated record. Gene Ontology annotation, molecular function: histidine phosphotransfer kinase activity; phosphorelay sensor kinase activity. Gene Ontology annotation, biological process: protein autophosphorylation; phosphorelay signal transduction system. Lineage: Eukaryota; Heterolobosea; Eutetramitea; Acrasida; Naegleriidae. The transcript has a single exon. The coding region runs from base 1 to 2073 and encodes 690 amino acids.